Neurospora tetrasperma FGSC 2508 is the source of this 286-nucleotide messenger RNA. RefSeq lists its product as uncharacterized. The transcript has a single exon. The annotation marks the transcript as partial. Lineage: Eukaryota; Fungi; Ascomycota; Sordariomycetes; Sordariales; Sordariaceae. The record is from RefSeq and is a predicted model, not a curated record.
CGGUAUUCGACAAGGAAAACAGACUGUUGCGGUGGUGAGAAACGCGGUCUACUGACAGACACUCACUUCCUUCCAUCCACCCAAUCUUCAAACACCUCCCACCAUGAUGAAAAAUGUAUGCUACGAUACAGGCUAUGACCCUUGGACGGAUCAAGGAUGUCCUGCUAUCAUUCUCAAGUCUCCAGAAGUUAUACGGCGUCACCAAUUGGUCAAGAGGAAGGCUGCAAUGUCCCAUAGCAAUGACUUCUAUUCUAUGCUCCCUUUUUUCCCAUCUUUAACUUCCCCC